UAUGAGUUAAGGGUAAAGGAGUGACUGGAAGUGCUUAUAUGCAGUGGUGGUUUGUGGAAGAGACGUGUCAGGAGUUACAAGGUUCCACGUCGCAGACGGAUAGUACCUUGUGACUGCUAACGACCAUCAUCGCUUUUUCUAUCUCGGCGAAAACUCAUUUCACAGACUACGCCGUGCCUCAUUUGGGGUCCACACUCGGGAACGAUGGCAAAAGGAAGGAAGACGUCUCUAAAGGCUGCCCUAUCAUCACAACAAUCGAGAUUGAAGAAAAAACAAGACGCUGCUCAUGCCGCUCAGCACGCAGAGCAACAGGGCAAACAUGCAAAAGUCGCACAAGCGAAGGGGAAGGGAAAGGCUGUUCCUAGGGCUCCUACAAUACCAUUCACUGCUACCGACAGAAUUCUCCUCAUUGGAGAAGGGAACUUCUCAUUUGCUCGAGCUUUGACCGUAGAGCCCCCGGCUGCUCUGGAAUACUUGCCUGCCAGAAAUAUCACUGCAACUGCAUACGAUUCCGAAGACGACUGCUAUGCAAAGUAUCCCGAUGCACAUGCCAUUGUGACCGUUCUGCGGCAGAAAGGGGCAGAAGUGAUUUUUGGAGUGGACGCAACUAAGCUAGAGAAGUACCCUGCCCUUCGAGGGCGAAAUUUUGACAAAAUUGUUUGGAACUUCCCUCAUGCUGGCAAAGGUAUCACCGAUCAGGAUAGAAAUAUUCUGUCAAACCAGUUGCUACUACUGGGGUUCCUACGCUCCGCCGCAAGCUUCUUGACUACGGGACCUGUUCCAGUUGUCGUUAAGAAAAAGAAGCCGAAGAGCGGCGAGUCGGAAGAUGAAGGCCAGGAUAGUGCAUCGGAGGCUGGUACUUCAAAUUCUGUCGCACCGAGGGGAUCUAUCCUCAUCACUUUACGAAACGUCACACCUUACACAUUAUGGUCCGUUUUUGAAUUCAUCUUUAUUUCGACGACAAGACUGACGCUCUAUGUAGGGAUUUGCCCAAGCUUGCUAAAAGCCCGCCACCUCCGAAACAAGCAAAUGAGCCUCCGAAUCCUCGAUACAUCCAGCUAAGAUCCUUCGUAUUCGAUCGGAAGGUAUGGAAGGGGUAUGAACAUCGAAUGACUAAAGGUGAACGAGUGCAUGGUCAAGGAACCACAGGGGUAGGUGGUGAAGAUCGCAUGUGGCAAUUCUGUUUGAAAGACUAGCACCCUGUAUCUUCACUGCACUCCUGUUUGUGAGUGUUGUAUAUGCAUUGAGGUCGUACUUUGCCCCUGGUCAGAUAUGUCAGGAGCCUUAAAAUCUAAGAGCUUUGCGGAGCUGCAGGGAGAGAGAGUAUUGUCCGUGAUAUGUACA
Somion occarium is the source of this 1344-nucleotide messenger RNA. The record is from the annotation of a GenBank genome assembly. Lineage: Eukaryota; Fungi; Basidiomycota; Agaricomycetes; Polyporales; Cerrenaceae.